GAGCGCUGCCAGCCCCAGGGCCCCAGCAGGGUUCAAUGGUUCCUGACCCCUCCUCUCCUCACAGCCCAUCCGUGCCGGCCCUCCCUGGGGCGCCGAAUGGAACCGGGACCCUCCCUCACCUGCUCCGUGGGGACCGCCUGCCCCCAUCCCCCCUCCUGGUACGACCGAGAUGGCGUGUGGCCGAGCGCAGAGCAAACCCUGGGCAGGGCUGGGGAGACCGAGCUGCGAAUAUCCCCGUCCCAGCUGGACCCCGGCGCGGCGCUGAGAUGCCGGGUGGUUGGAUACAGGGAUGAGUGUGACUCUGACCAAUCCCGUCCCCUGGGGACAGUCACCCCCAACGUGCGCAGGGUCGAGGGUUUGUGGCCGGCAGGGAAGGCAGCGCUAAGGGAAGGUGACGGUUUUACCCUGCGCUGCUGGGCUGCUGCCCUGCGGCCCAUCACCGGGUACGUCUGGUCCCGCGGGGACGUGUGGCUCCCAGAAGCCGGGCAGGAUUUACGUGUUGACAAGGCAGCCGUCUCUGACGGAGGGAGCUACGCGUGCGGGGUCUGGGUCUCCGGCCCCGGCUGGGGGUAUCUGAGUCUCUCUGCGAGGGAAUCGGUCGAAGUUCAGCGUAAGUAUCAAAAGCUGGAGAGAGCCUCCUCCCUCGCAGCCCCCGAUACUCCCCACACGGCCUCCUGGAGCAGCCCCGCGUGCCCCCACCUCGUCCCCCCUGCUUCACCCCGCCCACCUCAUUAGCCCCAGCCUCAUAUUCCGCCCCCACCUCCUAAUA
Chrysemys picta bellii (western painted turtle) is the source of this 769-nucleotide messenger RNA. Lineage: Eukaryota; Metazoa; Chordata; Testudines; Emydidae. The record is from RefSeq and is a predicted model, not a curated record.